Eupeodes corollae is the source of this 11566-nucleotide messenger RNA. RefSeq names its product insulin-like receptor. Bases 1837 to 8130 code for a protein of 2097 amino acids. The record is from RefSeq and is a predicted model, not a curated record. The transcript has 21 exons. Lineage: Eukaryota; Metazoa; Arthropoda; Insecta; Diptera; Syrphidae. Gene Ontology annotation, molecular function: ATP binding; insulin receptor substrate binding; insulin receptor activity. Gene Ontology annotation, cellular component: membrane; insulin receptor complex; axon. Gene Ontology annotation, biological process: multicellular organism development; glucose homeostasis; positive regulation of MAPK cascade.
GUUCGCCGUGGAUAGUUUAUUUCGUUCGCUCUGUCUUCGAGAUAUCAUUUUGAAUUCCAAUAAAUUAAAACACAAAAGAAGAAAUCAAAACAGAAUUGAAAAAGAAGACAAAUCUUCAAAAAAGAAGCAAGGUGAUUGUACCUGAGAAAAUAUUGAAAUGUAUAAAUUCAAUUGAAAUGAAUGUGUAUUGAAGUUUUAAGAGAAAAAAGAAAUAAAUAAUAAAAUAAAACAAAACAAGCGAAACAAGUCGUGUAUAGCUGUAGGGUUCAAAGGUCAAUAAAGAAGAAGCGCGUGUUGUUUUUUUCUUAAAUUUCUUUGCGAGAAAAUAAGAACAUUUUGUGAAUAAACAAAAAAUCUAUUACGCAGUUAAAGAAGAAAAUUGUUUGAAAACAAAAAAAUUAAAUAUUAUUUUAUGAUGUGAUGCGAUUUAAAUAUCACCCCGCGCCCGCUUUAAUUUCAAUUAAGAUCUUUCUAUUUCAUAGAAGCAUAGUGAAGGGUAGCUAGUAUCUCUGCUGCUCUAGCUUUCGCCGUGCGUCGUUUUACGACUUCGCCAUAGCCUAUAGAGAAAAGGUUGUGGCGCCCCCUUCGCCGUGCCCAUACCAUAAACCUCUACCUCUGCUACCCCUGCCGCCUGCACAGCAAAUCCCGAGCCCAGACCAGAGCCUGCGGAGUGCGAGUGUGGAUUCUCUCGUUCUAUCAUCGAAAAACGAAACGAAAACCACUACACUAGCGACCCCUAUCAUUAAUAAAUGGCGCGCGUUCUUGUGCUGCAUUGAAGCAAAGUGCGAACGUGUGUGACUAGUUUGUUGUUUUGUAUUUAUGUGUUGUUUUUGUCUGCUUCUUCUUCUUCUGCUCUGGCCAACCGCCCUCGCUUUUCUUUUUCCUUUUUGUAUUUCUUCUGUCAGAUAACGAACGUAACGGAAGUUUUUUUCUUAACAGAAAAGUGACAGUUGUAUUUUCCUGCCUCCUCUUUCGCUUCGCCACAUAAAACCGCGUUCCGCGUGGAUAAGGAAAAAAGUUAAAAACUACAGAAGUGCGUAGAAGAGAAAAAAAAACUUUAUUCGCCGUUCUCUAUUCAGCUUUGAGCUUUGUGCGUUACGUGUCGCUCAGCUUUGUGUAAAGUGUAUCGGAUCGGUUUUAAUUUUGUUUUGCUUUUGUGUGUUCAACCACACACUACACAAUACACACAGAUACGAAAUACGAUGCUGUGUGUUUGGUAUUUUUUUGCGUGAAAGCAUAAAUCAGGAAAUAAACAGUUAAACAAAAAUAAAUAAAUACAAAAUUAUUACUGUCGCGCUCUUCCUCUUCAACCUUGCGAACAGAGUACCAAAACAAAACAACAAAAAAAGGAUAGCUGAGAAAUAAAUUUUAAAAAGCAGGUAGAUAACCAUUCAACUGUGUUCCGGUAGAAAAAUUAAAAGUUUUAGUGAAAUGCUCGUGAAAUAAAAAUUUAAUAAAUAUAAAGUUUUUGUGCGCAAAUCGAAAGUAAAGUUACCAGUGUAAUUUAAUUUUUAGAUAAAAUACAUUCAUCUACUAAAUUUUUGGAAGAAAUAAAUCGUAAUAUUAUCAACUCAUGGCUGAACAAGGAAACAUUACUUUUAGUGUGAGUUAAACAUCAAAAAUGAGAUAAUUUUCGUUUAAAAAUGUAAAGCUUUACAAAAAUUAAGAAAAAAGUGUAUCGAAAUCCCAGAGAAUUUUUAAAAAGAAUUGAAAAUCGAGCAUCAAUCUCCCUGUUUACCCUCUUUCCAGUUGACCUAACUUCAUAUCAUAACUUAUAUUCUUUGGUUUUUUGUUCAAAUGUUUUUUAUUUAAUACUUUUCAAAGAAAAACAAAACAAUGGACAUAAGUAAUUGCACAACAAUGUUAAAUCGAACAAAUUAUUGUUCAAUAUUGAAAAAAAGAAAAUCUUCAUGUAAAGAAAGUACCAUAACAGUGAAAUUAAAAAGGUACACAUUAAAAGAAGAAAAAUCCAUUCAAACUAUGAACACUAACAAGGAAAUGGUUGAUGAUGACAUUAAAAACAAAAACAAUACAAUGUGUUUGAUAUGUCGAAUAGAAAAUGAAUGUCCCAACUCUGAUAAUCUAAUUUGCAAUUCAAUGGCAACCCUUAACAGACAACAUCAAACAUGGAAGCAUGAUAAUGACAACAACAGCAGCAGAAAGAGUCAGAAUUUUAAAAAUUAUGUUGCAAUGAAAACGAGUUCAACAUCAUCAAUACCAUCCGAUACAUCGCCAUCGCCAUUGUCGUCUUCGUCGUCAUCGCCAACUACCAAAUGGAAUGUGUUGGAAAUUGCCAAUCAAAAGAGUCAAUCACAACGGCAUGCUGCAUCUGUCAGUUGCUGUUGGAAUGAUAGUUGUAGUUCGUUCAGCGAUAGCAGUAGUAUGCCAUCAUGUCAACUGCAAUCUACGUCAUUCUCCUCAACAUCAAUCUCUCCUCCUAUUUUAUCCAAAGCACCAUCAUCAUCAACAUCAAAUAAAACUAAAACAUCCUUACUAUCAUCAUCACCACAACAACAACAACUGUCACCGGCGGCGUGUUCUGCAUCAUCAUCAGAAACAGAAGCAGAAGCAGCGGCAACAUCAACAAUUGAAAUAUCAUCAUCAGCAUCAUCAUCAUCAUCAACAACAACAACAACAACAACAAAAACAACAACCACAAUAUCAGCCACAGAAGCAACAGCUUCAUCCCGAUUAUCAUCAUCAAGAACAAAUACCUUAACGACACCGCUGUCGUUGACUUUGCCGCUGCCGUUGCCGCUGACGCUUCCAUCUUGCAUUAACAGUAGUACAAGUUUAAGUGGUAACAGUAAAAGUUGUGCGAGUUUACUAAGAACGUUAGCACUAGUUGCUGUCAUCCUAGAAAAAUGUUUUAUCGGAAUGUUCGGUACGCGACACAUUGGAAUGCCAUUUGAGCAUAACAAUAAUAACAGUAAUUAUCAAAUGCCGGUUUCAAUUCAAAAAUCUAAACGAAAAAGCCAUAUUAGUAGUUCCGGUUCCGGUUCAACAAAAUCACCAAUUAUGUUUAUGUUUUUAAGUUUAUCAUUUAUGAUGAUGAUGCUGCCGACGACAACAAAUGCUGCAGGUACAGAAGUUGCUUUGGAAGGGAAUGAAAAAGUAUGCAAGUCUCGAGACAUUAGGAAUUCGGUCAGUGAAUUUUAUCGUCUAGAGAAUUGCACCGUUAUCGAAGGAUUUCUACUUAUUUCGCUUAUUGAAGGACACAAUCAUUCAGCCUAUGAAAAAUAUUCAUUCCCUUUGUUAACUGAAGUUACCGAAUUUGUUAUGAUCUAUCGUGUAAAUGGACUGCGAACACUAAGCACAUUAUUUCCCAACUUAAGUAUUAUUCGUGGCAAGGAACUCUUCGAAGGAUUUGCUUUGAUACUUUAUGAGAAUACGCAUUUAGAGGACGUUGGAUUGGUUUCAUUGACAACAAUUGCUAGAGGUGCCAUACGAAUGGAAAAAAAUCCAGCCUUAUGUUUUGUGGAGACAAUUGAUUGGACAAGAAUAACUGUUAAUAUGACAAAUGAUCAGAAUUUCUUUUGGGGGAACAAAGCCGUACAAGAAUGUCCUGGUUGUCCUGGCGAGGUAGACGAAAAUUCAGACAAGGACUGCAAUGGAAAGUGUUGGAAUAGUGUAACUUGUCAGAAAAUUUGCCCAAAUGAGUGUAAAAAUAAUUGCAACGAUAAACUACAAUGCUGUCAUGAAAGCUGUAUUGGUGGCUGUUCAAACAACGACUUUACGAAAUGCAAAGGCUGCCGACAGUUUACCAAGAUGAAAACAUGCAUUGAUAAAUGUCCGAAGGAUUUCUUCACUUACCUUGAACGUCGCUGUGUAACUGCUGAGACUUGCAAGGAAAUCGGUACCAAAUUGGAAGGAAGUAAACCAGCAAAACUAGUUCCAUUCAAUGGUGUUUGCUCUGUGCGAUGUCCACCUGGUCACACUAAAAACGAUACGACCCUAACUUGUCAGAAAUGUGACGGAAAAUGUGUUAAAAGUUGUGAUGGGGGUCUGAUUGAUAGCGUUGCAGCUGCCAAAGCUAUGCAUGGUUGUACGCGUAUAGUUAACUCAGGAUUGUCCAUCAGUAUUAAACGAGGAGGACGACAUUUGAUGGAAGAACUGGAAAUGGGUCUUUCAUCGAUUGAAGAAAUUGAUACUUAUUUGAAAGUUCAUAGAACCUAUGGGGUGACAUCGUUGGCUUUUUUCAAAAAUUUAAAAAGAAUCAAGGGAACAAUUCUUGAGAGUGACAAGUUCGCACUAUAUAUCUUAGAAAAUCAAGACCUUGAACGAAUAUGGGCCAAGGACCAAGUGCAAAUGGACGCAGGUCGUGUAUUCUUCCAUUUCAAUCCUAAAUUGUGUUAUUCAGAAAUCGAAAAAUUGCGUUCUUCGUUAAAAAAUCCAAUACCAUUCGAUAAAAAUGAAGUAGCAACUGAUUCGAACGGUUCUAAAGGGUCAUGCAACACAGAAGUUUUAAAUGUUGAGGUUGUUAAAGUUUCAUCUGCUUCUGCUCAUGUUCGGGUGAUCAAUCCAAUGAAAUUCGAAGAUGAUCGAGUGCUCAUUGGUUAUCAAUUUUUUUACACCGCUGAUCCGUAUAAGAAUGUUUCGAUUUUUGGACAGAGGCCUUGUGAUGAUAGUUGGGAAUCGAAUGAUCCAUCAAGAGAUACCGAUCAUAUUUUUGUGAGUCUUAAACCAUUCACUCAAUAUGCAUUUUAUGUUAAAACACAAACUAUCUCAUCGGAGCCACGUAAUGGACAAAGUCCUAUCGUUUAUUUCCGAACGAAGCCAGACCAACCAAAGACCGUGCAAAAUUUGAAUGCCCAUGCCAACUCAAGUUCCGAAAUAAUAAUAAGAUGGAGUCGACCACAGGUUACAAACGGCAACCUUACAAAAUACAUCAUCAAUGUUACUCUUGACGCUAAUUACCAUCAGAAAUCUAAAAGUCGAAAUUACUGCAAAGAGCCUAUCAAAAAAGCAGCAAGUGAUGAAGUUGGACUUCCAUUUACAAAUGAAAAAGCGGAUCCAGGUUUAAUUAGCACAAAUGGCGGAACAAAUGCAAAUUGUAAAUGUGAGAAAAAUGUCACACGCAAAGAUGGAGUCAACCCACAAGUGGUAGAAGCUAUCUAUGAGAAUGUGAUCGAAUUUGAAAACAAUGUUCAAAAUUUUGUCUAUGUCAAGCAAACAAACGACUCUCAAAGUGAUAACUCUCGUCAAAGACGUCGUCGAGCUUUGGAGAACUUAGGUGAUAUGAUCAUCACUAGUACCACGCAAACACCUUUUUCGAAAACCAAAACAAAUUCUCAGUUGUAUAGAGUUAAUGCAUCGGUUACGGAAUUUGUUUUAAGAAAUUUAACACACUUCUCACUCUACACGAUUAAGGUGCAAGCUUGUCGUGCACAGGAAAUUGGAGAAUCAGCCAAAGACUGCAGCCCUGAAUCCAUUGCAUAUUCAAGAACUCACAAACUACCUAAUGUCGAUUUGGUACGAAAUGUUCAGCUAGAACUGGAUUCCUCAAACACAACACGAAAGAAUAUAAGAAUCAGAUGGGAUCCACCGGAGCAACCGAAUAGUUUAAUUGUAUCCUACACAAUAAUUUACUUUGCAGUCGAUUCAGAAGAUGCUGUUAUUGAAAAACGAUGCAUCUCGCCGCUUGACACUAUAAACUUUACCAACAGUUAUGUCAUAUACGGUUUGCCCACUGGUAACUAUAGCAUCGUUGUACAAGCUAAUUCUCUUGCCGGUGAAGGUAUUGAAUCGCAACCAGCCUACAUAUACAUUCCUCCCAAUCGAAUAACAUGGCAGACAAUCACAAUUAUUUGCGUUUGCGUCUUUGUGUUCCUUUGCACUGUAGCCUUCACUGUUUAUUAUGUCCGAAAGAAGUUCCUAGCCCCACCAUCUGAUCUUAAGAUCUUCCCAACAGUUAAUCCAUAUUACAUAAGCAUGCAAUAUCUACCCGAUGAAUGGGAAGUUCCACGCGAUAAAAUCAUUCAAUUGGGUGCUCUGGGUCAAGGAUCGUUUGGUAUGGUCUAUGAAGGUAUAUUGAAAAAUUUCAAUAGCCAAGAGGACACUCCGUGUGCAAUAAAAACAGUUAAUGAAAAUGCCACCGAUCGGGAGCGUUUGAACUUCUUGAAAGAAGCCAGUGUUAUGAAGCAAUUCAAUACACACCAUGUAGUUCGCUUGCUAGGAGUUUGUUCUCGUGGUCAGCCAGCUUUGGUGAUAAUGGAAUUGAUGAAAAACGGUGACUUAAAGGCUUACCUGCGACAACAUCGCCCAGAUGCUGAACAGAAUCACGGGGAACCGGUUAUUCGACCGCCUACACUCGAUAGAAUCUAUCAGAUUGCCAUAGAAAUAGCUGAUGGAAUGGCUUACUUGGCGGCCAAAAAAUACGUACAUCGCGACUUGGCGGCAAGAAAUUGCAUGGUCGCAGCCGAUUUGACAGUGAAAAUUGGUGACUUUGGUAUGACCAGAGAUGUUUAUGAGACUGAUUACUACCGAAAGGGAACUAAGGGUUUACUGCCCGUUCGUUGGAUGUCACCUGAAAGUUUAAAAGAUGGCAUCUUCAGUAGUGCCAGUGAUGUGUUCAGUUAUGGUGUUGUCCUUUGGGAAAUGGCAACACUUGCCUCGCAACCAUAUCAAGGCUUUUCAAACGAUCAAGUUUUACGCUUCGUAAUUGAUGGUGGUGUUAUGGAACGACCAGAAAACUGUCCUGAUAAGUUGUACAAAGUAAUGCAAAAAUGUUGGCAACAUCGACCUUCGGCCCGUCCAACAUUCAUGGAAAUUAUUCGUUUUCUACUCGAUUCUGCAGAUCCAAAAUUCCAAGAAGUAUCUUUCUAUCAUUCUGCCGAAGCUAAGGAUAUGCAUGAUCAAAUGGUUCCAGAACACGAUAUGGAUGAUGUGACAACACCAUUGCGAGUGGGCGAAUUUGAUUAUAAAUUAAACAUUGACGAUAAUUCAUCAGUUGAACCGCACGAAAGUCCGGCACUUGAUGAAGAAGAUGAAGACGAUGAUAAUAUACAAUCCCACUCGCCUUAUAGUCUUGGCUCAGCAAUAAUAAUAAACAGUACGCCCGGUAACCAUUCUAAAUUCAGUCCACGCAUAAUAAUGAACCAAAGUAAUCCAUCAUUAUCGCUUCCAUCGACAUCCGCAGCAGCAGCAAAAACUGCAUCAAUAGCCUCUGUUUCUGGCAAACAAGAAAAUGCCGAAUAUGUUCAACCUGAUACGUCUUACGAUAACAAUGAAAACGACCAACAUCAAAAUAACACAUCCGACGAUUCAAAUGCAAAUUCAACAGCAACAGCUCAAAAACCAAUAAAAUAUCAUCCAUCAUCGAAAUAUCCCAGCAGCCUUAAGCGAGCUGUGGCUUCCACAGUACAAAAUGUCAGUAAUAGUUUAGUACCUUUGAACUUCCUUCAGCGUCGUCUAUUUAAGAAUAAUAAUAGCAAGCCAUCUGGUCAGCAGCACAAUAAAAGUGCCAAAUCGGAAUCAUCCAAUAAUAAUGGCAACAAUAAUAAUUCAAAAAAAUCCUCCAUAUCGCCCAAUGUGGAACUUGGAGCGGCCGGAAGUCGAUCGUUUUUUGCCGGCUUAACACCAAGUCACACCAGCAAGAAUCCCAAUUAUCAGAUUCUUGAUGAAUCCCUUAAUGUAUCAGUAAGGCAGAAUGAACAAUCCGAUGCACAUCCUCCAACAUCAUCCCGUUCUCGAACUGAAAGCUGUAGCAGUGCCGCGAGUGGGAGUAGCAAUAGGAACCAAGGCAACAAUACUAUGCAACCGAGACAGCAACAACAACAACAUAAAACCACAGAACAAUGCAAUCUAAAUAAGGAUAAUACUAAUUAUUUAUUAAGUACUAGCAGUAGUAAUUGUAAGGAUACCAAAUCAUCACAAAAUCAGAAUCAACCAAUUAUAUCAUUAGCACAUGAAUUGUUUUUGAAUUCAGGUGUUAGCAACCCUAUUAGCCUUAAGGACAAUAAAAAUACUAAUAGCGAAGCAUCAUCAGCGGUGAUACCGACUUCUAAUACUAGCAAUACACCAACAUCAACAAAGACAAAGACUCCAUAUCAAUUGAAAGAGAAAUGGCUUCAACAACAACUACCCUCAAAAGCAGUACCACCAAAUGGAUUUAUUGGACGCGAAGGAUAAGAACAAUCAUUCAAUUACAUACAUACAUGUAUAUAUGUAUUGUAAAUACCUAUAUAUUUUUUUUAUAAAAAAUAAAAUUAAAAUAAAAUCAAACAAGGUCAAAAGGAGUAGUCAUGAAGCAAUAGACUGUAAUCAGUAUUUUAAUAGCUUGAUUUAUUCGACCACUAAAAGCUUUCUCAAACCAGUCCAACAAAUAAAACGAACAUCUUACUUCUUUAUCUAUUCCUAGCCAUUGGAUCCAAGUUUAAUUUAUUUUUCAAUAAAAUAUUUAUUACUACUUUGGAAAUGUAAUGGGUGAAAUUUCAAUUUUUCAAAUUAAAAAUCAUAAAUUCUUUCGUGAUCAAAUUUUAAAUCUUCAUUGAUUCUUUUUUUCAAGCGCACACUUAAAUCGAAGUAAAAUUUUUAUACUAUGUUAAGCCAUUCAACCCAAAUGGAAUAUCUUAUUAGAAGUCGAAAAAUCACAAUUUCAAACAUAAACUUACGAACUAUUUAUAAGAAUUUAUUAUAAUAAAUAAUUUAAAUUACAAAAACUAACCAAUAUAAAUAAAUGCAAUGCUCUAAAGUAGUUCUUUUAUUCAAAAUGUAAUUUUUGAUUGUAAAUAGUUUUCACUUUAGUUUUGUAUAUAUAAAGUUAUAUAAAAGAGAAAACAUACAUAAAUCGAAAAAUAAUAAUAAAAUAAUUUAUUAAAACUUUUUAUACAGAAAAAAAAAAAUAAAAAAAAACAAAAACUUGAAAAAAAAUUUAUAACAGUACCAAAAAAAGAAAGAAAUAUAAAGUAUAAAGUUUUAAUUGUUUUUAUUAUUAAAUAAGUUAAUUUAGCAUCUAAUGGAGAGAAAAAAGUAACACAUAGUUUCAAUUAAUUUUUUUUUAAGUAUAAAUAAACUAAUGUUAUAUUAUAAAAUAUUUGAUGCGCCAUAAAUUAAAACAAAAAUAUAAAAACAAAACUUUCAGAACUUUUUGCUUGCAUGUAGAUCAUUUAGUUUUUUCUUUCUUGAUUUGUUAGUUGUGUAAAAUUGCUUAAAUCCACAUUUAUAUAUAAAAUAUUUUAUAGUAAAUAGAAUGUAAAUUUUUUCUUUUGAAUUAAUAAUUCUGGCAUGAAAUAAACACAUACAAAAUUUAAAAUAAAUACAAAUAAAACUUGUACUUAAUAAUAUGUGAAUUAACUUAACGAAUUUCAAUUUAACAUUCAAUAAUAAUAAUUUAAAUUAAACAAAAAUAAAAUGACGCAACGCAACCGCAAAUCUCUGCCACACAUCACUCCUAAUCGACAUUAUUUUAUAAAUAAUUUAAUUUUAUAGUUAUAUAAAAAACCAAAAUGUAAAAUAGUUUUACAAAAUAACGGGGAUACAUUUUACAUUUUUAUACAAAUAAGUAUAAUAAAACUAAAUAAAUGAUAACAAAAUAAAAUAAUGAAAUAUUAAUUUAUAUUAUAUUAUUUUGGCAUUACGUGUAUUUAGCUUAAUUCUUUUGUCUUUUUUGUAUCUUAAAUAUCAAGAAAAAAGUUGUUAGUAGACUUAUUUGAAUAAAAGCAAAAGCAAACAUUUACUAUAGCUAUUAAACAAAAAAAUAUUGUUCUUAGUCUAUGCUUAGGCUUUUUAUAUAAACAAACCUUAUAUAUAUACAAAAAACUCUUAUCCAAAACAAAAUAUAAAUUAAUUUGUAUAAACAAAAAAAAACAAGAAAGAAAAAAAACAAAGGAUUUCGUUUUAGUAAGCGAGCAAAAGUAUGCAAAAAUAGCAGUAAUUUUAACCAGAAAAUCAGUGUAAAGAUAGAGAAUCAAUAGAAAAUAACAAGCUAAAACAAAUAGAACUUAAAUUAAAAAGAAACAAAUAUUUUAUAUUAAAAAAAAACAUUACCAAACUCUUCUUCACACAAAAUAAAAAAUAUAAACAACCAAUAUUAAUUACUGCAUUACUAUAUUUAUUUUAUUACUAACGUUGAAAUUAUGUUCUACACAACAAAGUACAAACAAAAGAACGAGUUUUCUUUUUUAUUUCAAAUAUAUAUGUAUACAUUAUGUGAAUAUUCAAAUAUAUGAAAAUUAACUAAUAGUUAAAAACAAAACGAAAUAGCAGACAAAAAAUCAACACAAUAAAACAAAAACAAAAUUUAUUAAUAUAGUUUUAUUCCGUUUUUAUUUGUGUUUUUUAUUAUUAUUAUUAUUUUAUUUUACAAACUAAUCGAAUUUUUUGAUUUUUUUUCUGUUUUCUUUUUGCUUUUAAGUAAAAGACUAAACAUAAAAACGAAGUGAGAGUAUUUUCCUCUCUCCCUUUCUCUCAUGAAUUCACACCACAACCCCUAAAUGCAAUAGUUUUUAAAUUUAAAAUUAAAACAAAAAAAUCCUGAGCAAAGAACAACAAUAUUUUCAAUUCUAUUAAUUUAUUCAAUUAGUCAUACAAAUAGAUAUUACGUUCAUAAACAAACACAAUUUAUAAUCGAAAUAUGCGCUGCAAAUAGUCGGAUAAAAUAAUAAUUUAAAUAGAAAACAACGAAAACAGUAGGCUAUAUUUUUUUAAACCGAAAAAAAAUCUCAAUUUCUCAAUUGAUUUUAUUUUUGUUCUAAAUAAAUAAAUGUUUUAUUUUUAUUAUUUUCAUCCACAACAAUGCGGUUUCUUAUAAACAAAAACACACACAUUCUCUCUUUAUUUUUCAACCAACUCUCUUUAUUCAACAUUGUCUUUUUUAUAUUAAUAUAAACAAACAAAAGAAAAAGAAGUGCAACAAAAGAAAAAUUCCUGUUCAAAAGAAAAGAAAAAAAAACACAAAUGCAAUAGUUAAAUUAUUUUUCUUCUUUAAUACAAACAAUUUUAGAUAUUAAUAUAUAAUUAUUAUACAUUUAGUUUCAAUUCUAUAAAGAAAAUAAAACAACAAAAAGUUCCAACUCUAUAUAAACUUACAAACUAUAUAAAAUGAGUAAAACAUAUUAAAUUAAAUACAAACAAAAAUUGUUAAAAACAUGUGUUAUUUAUACAACAACAACAAAAAAUAACUCAAUCAUAGAAACUGAACAAAAAUUAAAACCAAUUUUUAUUAGUUUUUAAUUCAAUACAACCAAUUAAAUAGAAAAUAGAUAACCCAUGUUUAAUUAAAUACAAAAAUUAAAAUACAAUAAAACUUAAACUAAAACUAAACAAACAAAAAAUAAAAUAAAAAACUCUAAAUGGUAAUAUUAAUAUUGUAUUUGAAAUUUAUAUUUGAAAUGGUUAAAACACAGAUAUUUACACUCAGAAGACUGAAAUAUAUAGUUCCUUUGUUUUUAUGUAAAAAAAUAUAAAUAAAAUAAAUUAAUUGGAAUUAUUAAUUUAAAAAAAAAAAAACUAAAUAGAAAAAUGCAUAAACCCACAGGUUAAAAUUACAAUUAAAUUACACGAAAUAAUAAAAAUGCAGACUUUGAUUAAAAUUUAGUUAUAUAAAAUAAAAAGUAUGAAUCAACAA